Stegastes partitus (bicolor damselfish) is the source of this 1555-nucleotide messenger RNA. It is a transcript of the gene bud23, whose product is annotated as BUD23 rRNA methyltransferase and ribosome maturation factor. Gene Ontology annotation, cellular component: nucleolus. The coding region runs from base 131 to 979 and encodes 282 amino acids. NCBI's taxonomy places the organism in Eukaryota, Metazoa, Chordata, Actinopteri, Pomacentridae. The record is from RefSeq and is a predicted model, not a curated record. Gene Ontology annotation, molecular function: rRNA (guanine) methyltransferase activity. The transcript has 12 exons. Gene Ontology annotation, biological process: rRNA (guanine-N7)-methylation.
UUGCUGCUUGCGUCGCUUGUGGAUGACGUCGCCGUAUUUCACGUGUGGGUCGCCUGCUGCCUCAACGAUUAGCUUGUUUAUAAUCUGAAUUUAUUGAUACUGUACAUAUCGACGCACACUCAGAGGAAACAUGGCCUCCAGCUGUCGACGACCCGAGCACUCAGCUCCUCCAGAUGUGUUCUAUAAUGAAGAGGAAGCAAAGAAAUACUCUCAGAACUCUCGAAUGAUUGAGAUCCAGACCCAGAUGUCAGAGAGAGCUGUGGAGCUUUUAAACCUGCCAGAGGGACAGCCCUGCUUUCUACUAGAUGUCGGCUGUGGCUCUGGUCUCAGUGGAGACUAUCUGUCAGAGGAGGGACACUACUGGGUUGGAGUCGACAUCAGCACUGCAAUGCUGGAUGUUGCACUGGACAGAGAAGUAGAAGGAGACCUCUUAUUGGGGGACAUGGGACAGGGGAUGCCUUUCCGACCCGGCACCUUUGACGGCUGCAUCAGUAUCUCUGCCCUGCAGUGGCUCUGUAAUGCAGACAAAAGGUCACACAGUCCACCAAAGAGACUCUUUAGCUUCUUUAGCACUCUGUACUCAUGUCUGUCAAGAGGCUCACGUGCAGUUUUCCAGCUUUACCCUGAGAACUCGGAACAGCUGGAGCUGAUCACGACGCAGGCCAUGAGGGCAGGUUUCAGUGGAGGCAUGGUGGUGGAUUACCCCAACAGCAGCAAGGCCAAAAAGUUCUUCUUGUGUUUGUUUUCUGGAGUCGCAGGAGUCCUUCCCAAAGGAUUGGGGUCAGAAACAUCAGACAGAAAUGUUCCAAACCAGGUUCAGUUUUCAGGACAAAGAUGCCGUUUUAAAAACAUGAAGGGGAAAUCGUUGAAGAAGGGACGAGAUUGGAUCAUGGAGAAGAAGGAGAGAAGGAGAAGACAGGGGCGGGAGGUUCGAGCCGACACAAAAUACACCGGACGUCAGCGAAGACCUCAUUUCUAGCUCUGACUCAUGCAGCUGUGCCUUCAUUAGCCCUGGUCUGGAACGGCCCGCACACAGUCACCUGUGGAGAGGCUGAGUGAUUGGACUCGGUUAAUUUAUCAACUCUUCAAUUCAAGUCGAUGCCAUGCAAGUGUGAAAUGCUAUUAUAGCCAAUAGUUUUUAUAUUUCGGCGAGCGUUCCACAAUUUGUUUCUCAUAAAUGGCGAUGUGAUUGCUGCAUGUUCAGUUUGGCUGGAAGUACAUGAAUAAAUGAGUGUGCUGCCUGCUGGUGGCAGAAAACACAGUGAAGACAACACGGAGAGUUGAAUUUUUAGAAAUGACAAAAUGGCAAAUCUGCCUUCCCUGAUCAGCGGUUUAUUGUAUUAUCUACAAUAUUUUCUUAAUUAAAGCUAAGCAAAAUUGCUUUUUGGAUGUUUAGUCUUUUAAUUGGGUGAACAAGCCCUAUGUAUUAGUGAAAACUACACUUUAACAUUCUCAGUUGACAACAGCAACCGUGCUGAUGAUUUGGAAUUUUUCUAGAUUUUUUAUGGGUAAUUAUUACUGGUCAAAAAAUACAUUAAAGAUGUAAACCAUUUUA